This is a messenger RNA of Arabidopsis arenosa, 1898 nucleotides long. NCBI's taxonomy places the organism in Eukaryota, Viridiplantae, Streptophyta, Magnoliopsida, Brassicales, Brassicaceae. The record is from the annotation of a GenBank genome assembly.
AAAUCUCUUUUUUUUCUGCAAGAAAUGGAGAGAGAUCUUGUCGACAACCGUAGACAAUCAUACUCCACCGGUCGAUGCUUGAGUUCGCCGUUAUCUUGUUUCAUCCAUACAGAAACAGAGUACGCUCGAAUCAGUAACCACGACAAGAAGACAAGAUCAAGUCCGAAGUUAAGGGAUGUGAUGAGAAGAUUAUUACUGGUUAGAAGUUGCGGAUUGGAGAAUAAUAAAUCAAAAACCUUAGUUACGUUUCACUACGAUGCUGUGAGUUAUUCGCAGAACUUCGACGAUGGUUUCUGUUUCCGCGAUGAUGAUCCUAAGGUUUUCAGAGAUCUUCCAAAACAGAGUCCGGGUGAUGAUCCCGGGGACAUAGUUUACCACGGGGAUGCAACCCCCGAUGAAGAUGGAACGGUGAACUUCAACAACGCUGAACAAACAUCUCAGGUUGGUUGGAUUACUUAUUCCAAGAAGGUGCCUAUAUGGAGUCAUAGUACUGGUAAGGCUUCAGAUUUUAACACCAGUUUCUCCUUCAAAAUCGAUGCUCGGAACCUUUCAGCAGAUGGUCAUGGAAUCUGUUUCUUUCUUGCUCCUGUGGGAGCUCAACUACCUGCAUACUCAGUUGGUGGUUUCUUGAAUUUGUUCACUCGAAAGAAUAAUUACUCAUCUUCGUUUCCGCUAGUUCAUGUCGAAUUUGACACAUUCAACAAUCCAGGAUGGGAUCCUAAGGAUGUUGGAUCUCAUGUCGGUAUCAAUAACAACUCUCUUGUUUCUUCCAACUACACUUCUUGGAAUGCAACCUCACACAGCCAAGAUAUUGGUCAUGCAAAGAUCUCUUAUGAUUCUGUGACUAAGAAUUUAAGUGUGACUUGGGCUUAUGAGCUAACAACCACUGAUCCUAAGGAGAGUUCAAGCGUUUCUUACAUCUUCGACCUCGCAAAGGUUCUGCCAUCAGAAGUUAUGUUCGGGUUUAUAGCUGCUGCUGGAACAAACACAGAGGAACAUAGACUUUUAUCAUGGGAGCUCAGUUCAAGUUUGGAUAGUGAGAAAGCCGAUAGCAAGAUAGGAUUGGUAGUUGGCAUUUCGGUUUCCGGAUUUGUUUUUCUGACAUUUUUGGUCUUCACAAUCGUGGUGGUUAGGUCGCGGAAGCGAAGAAAGAAGAAAGAAAGAGAUAUAGCAAACAUGAUAUCAAUAAACGAAGAUCUUGAAAGGGAAGCAGGACCAAGAAAGUUUUCUUAUAAGGAUCUUGUGUCAGCAACCAACAGAUUCUCAAGCCAUAGAAAGCUAGGGAGAAAAUCGCUGGAACGGACGCAAGAAGAUAACAGUGAUACAGAGAGUGAUGAGAAGAGUCUUGUGGAGAAAGUUUGGGAACUUUAUGGAAGACAAGAAGUGAUGACUUCAUGUGUUGAUGAGAAAUUGGGUAAUGAUUUCGAUAAUAAAGAAGCUGAGUGUCUUCUGGUUUUAGGGUUGUGGUGUGCUCAUCCUGACAAAAGCUGGAGACCUUCGAUAAAACAAGCGAUUCAAGUCUUGAAUUUUGAGUCACCAUUACCUGAUCUUCCAUUGAAGAGGCCUGUUGCUAUGUAUUACAUCUCGACUACGACUUCUUCUUCUUCUCCCUCUGUUAACUCAAAUGGAGUUUCGGUAACGUUCUCAGGCAUCGAGUAUGGUCGUUAAAGAUUCGAAAUUUUACUCUCUUUUUGUAAUCUCUUUUAGCUCUGUUUAUUUCAUCUUAAAGUAUGAUUAUUCUUUGUAUAAUCAUACUUAAUCUUAUUUGUAUAUUGUUAUUAAUACUCCUUUUGUAAAGUAUUGGAGACGAGAAUAUUUUAAACAUUCCAGAGUUUUCCUUCUUUUUAAGUUUUUAUAUAGAUCAAGUCAUAUUCCACAAAGAAAUAGUUUUCAAUUAA